AUGGGGAAUACAAUUAAAUGGUUUUUUCAGUUUCCAUUAUUCCAGUUUUUAUCAAGAGAAUUCAGAGAACUAUGUAUUUUAGUAAUUCGUCAGGGACCUGUUCCUACUCAUAUUGCCUUUGUAAUGGAUGGGAAUCGGCGGUGGGCUAGACAUAUGAAUUUAGAGUCAGCAGAUGGACAUAGUAAAGGAUUCGAAAAUAUGAAACAUAUUUUGGAGAUUUGUUAUAAAGUGGGAAUAAAAGUUGUUACCAUUUAUGCAUUUUCUAUUGAAAAUUUUAAAAGGACGAAACAUGAAAUUGAUAUUAUUAUGGAUAUUGGUAAAACACAAUUAACACAAAUAUGUUCUCAUGGAGAUAUGGUAGAUGAAUAUGGGAUUCAGCUGAAUGUUCUUGGACAAAAAUCACUUUUAAAGCCGGAUUUUCUUGAACUUAUAGAAAAAGCAACUAAUAUGACAAAAUCAAAUACAAGGCAUAUUUAG
This is a messenger RNA of Pneumocystis carinii B80, 477 nucleotides long. Its product is annotated as di-trans,poly-cis-decaprenylcistransferase. The transcript has 3 exons. The coding region runs from base 1 to 477 and encodes 158 amino acids. Lineage: Eukaryota; Fungi; Ascomycota; Pneumocystomycetes; Pneumocystales; Pneumocystaceae. Gene Ontology annotation, molecular function: ditrans,polycis-polyprenyl diphosphate synthase [(2E,6E)-farnesyl diphosphate specific] activity. Gene Ontology annotation, cellular component: lipid droplet; endoplasmic reticulum; dehydrodolichyl diphosphate synthase complex. The record is from RefSeq and is a predicted model, not a curated record.